Messenger RNA from Lodderomyces margitis, 675 nucleotides. RefSeq lists its product as uncharacterized. NCBI's taxonomy places the organism in Eukaryota, Fungi, Ascomycota, Pichiomycetes, Serinales, Debaryomycetaceae. The record is from RefSeq and is a predicted model, not a curated record. Bases 1 to 675 code for a protein of 224 amino acids. Gene Ontology annotation, cellular component: nucleus. The transcript has a single exon.
AUGUUACCGAUAAGUUACUCUGCUGCCUAUAUCAGCUUAGGAUAUGCUUUAUUGAGGACGUCUCGAAAUCCAUUAUGCCUUAUUCUGUGCAGAUUCAGGUCCAAUAAUAUUCAAAAAGACGAGCCUACGAAAUUGGCUAGUGGUUCCUAUGCUCAGAGUCUACCGUCAACAAACAACAAGAGCAAGUAUGAACCAAAAACUUUAUUAGAGGAAAUGAAAUUGGCAGAAUUGUCAAGGAAAACUUCUGACUCCCCGAACCACACUGUUCCACCUUGGAUCAAACGACAAUUAACGCAAAAAUCAAAGUACGACCGUUGGAACCCCAAGAGGAAACUUAGCAGACAAGAGAUGAUCAAAGUAAAAGAGCUCAAAGAAACAUUUCCACAGUAUAGAACAGUAGACUUGGCUCAGUUUUUCCACAUAUCACCAGAAGCCAUACGGCGUAUCUUGAAAAGCAAGUGGGUACCAAAUGAUCUUGACGAAGAAAUGAUGAGUCAGAGAAAAGAGAGAAAGAUUUUUCAAAGACAGGAGAGGGACCAGACUAUCAUAAGGUCAAAAAUCCGUGGUGGUACCGAGUUACAAAAGGACCGAAAGAGAUAUAAAACCUCUGGCAAGACGAGUAAGGACGAUGAUGAGUUGAACAAAAAUUAUAAUAGAAUUCACAGCCAAUUCUAG